GGAAAGUGCAAGUCGAACGCCAAGAUGCGGUGGGCAGCGGCCAUCGCCGCCUUGACAUGCAUCGACGCGCUGGCGCCGCGCAUGGCCAUCUCGGGCUGGACGACCUACGCGAAUACAUCGCUCGAUUGCCAUCCCAGUGCGCCAGACACCCGCUGCAUCAGCGCCGCCCUCUACGAGACCAUGGCCGACGAGCUCGUUCAGGAACGCUACGUCGACGCUGGCUACCGCUGGAUCGACAUCAACGACGGCUGGGCGGCCACCACGCGCGACGCAUCAGGCCGAUUGGUCGCAGAUGCCACUCGCUUUCCACGCGGCCUGGCGGGCGUGGUCGCGUCAAUCCAGUCGAAAGGGCUCGACGUGGCAGUGGGCCUCGAGCUUGGUCCAACCACGUGCAAGCACAUGGCGGGGUCCGAAGGCCAUUACCAGCUCGACGUGCAGACAUUGGGCGCCGCCAACGUCACGCGGCUCCGCGUCCACGCGUGCUCGAUUGCAUCGGCGUCCUCCAGCUUUUACUUUCGCCUCUCGACGCUGCAUGCAAUAGCCAAGCGCCAUGUCCCACCGCUGGAGCUCGACUGCGUCUUGGAUCAGUUUCCCGUCAACGCGAGUCUUGUCACGCCGUAUUGCGCAACGCUGACGACCCAGCCGACGCUACCCGACAACUGGGCGGCACUUCAAACCCGUCUUCGCGCGCUUUUGGCGCUGCCACCGGCAGACAUGAUUGCGUAUCACCCUGGCGGCUUGGUCGUUGGCGGCUAUGCGCUGACAGAAGGGCAGAAUCGACUUCAGCUUAGCGUGUGGCUGCUUUUGCAUGCACCGCUUGUCGUCGACAUGGAGCCGUGGGCCCUCUCGAAUACUACGCGCGCGCUGCUGCAACAACCGCUCGUGACGCAGCUGACGCUGGAGGCCACGAUGCCGUCGCUGCCGGAGCUUCUAGGGUCGUUGGCCAACGGCAUUCAAAUCUGGCGACGCGCGAUCGUUUUGCAUGGAAAGGCGAUGACGCUGCUGCUCGCCUUGCGUCUCGACGUGCAAGAGCCGCAGUACACCGUACCGCUGGUCUUUGAACUGAGCGACGUGGUGGGUAAAGCGUGCGACCGCGCGAUUCUCCACCAUGUCUAUGGAGAGAGCCCGUCGGUCUCGAUCAAGUACCGGUUCACGCUGGAGAUUGCACCUCUCAAUGCGUAUCUGGUGCUCUUGGAGCCGACAACACGCUAACAACGUGUUGGCUUACCGUACAGAACAAGGUCCUCCAAGUUUAAUUGUAUUGAGAAAUGGAGCGUCAAUGAAAUUUUUUUGUCCCGUGCG
Saprolegnia parasitica CBS 223.65 is the source of this 1302-nucleotide messenger RNA. RefSeq lists its product as hypothetical. Lineage: Eukaryota; Oomycota; Saprolegniomycetes; Saprolegniales; Saprolegniaceae. The transcript is spliced from 5 exons. Gene Ontology annotation, biological process: carbohydrate metabolic process. Gene Ontology annotation, molecular function: hydrolase activity, hydrolyzing O-glycosyl compounds. The coding region runs from base 25 to 1212 and encodes 395 amino acids. The record is from RefSeq and is a predicted model, not a curated record.